Messenger RNA from Rana temporaria (common frog), 708 nucleotides. It is a transcript of the gene JCHAIN, whose product is annotated as joining chain of multimeric IgA and IgM. The coding region runs from base 48 to 524 and encodes 158 amino acids. The transcript is spliced from 4 exons. The record is from RefSeq and is a predicted model, not a curated record. NCBI's taxonomy places the organism in Eukaryota, Metazoa, Chordata, Amphibia, Anura, Ranidae.
UAAGAGUCAAUUGUCACCUGGAUAUCUUCAUAAGAAGAAGCUGAAGAAUGGACAAGUGCAGCGUAUUAUCAGCAGCCCUGCUGUUCCUUUUUGCUGUAUAUGUGACAGGGCAGAAUUAUAGGGGGCAAGAAUACAUUUUGGCAAAUAACAAAUGCAAAUGUGUCAAGAUUUCCUCAAGAUUUGUCCCAUCAACAGAAAUACCAGGAGAAGAGAUUUUAGAAAGAAAUAUUCAAAUAACGAUUCCAACAAGUAGCAGAAUGAACAUUUCAGACCCUUAUUCACCACUCAGAACACAAUUUAUUUAUAAUUUGUGGGACAUCUGCCAAAAAUGUGAUCCAGUUCAGCUUGAAAUUGGUGGGAUACCAGUUGUAGCAUCUCAGGCCAGCUGUAGUAAAUCGGAUGACGAGUGCUACACCUAUGACCGUAACAAGUGCUACACUACCGAAGUUAACUUCAAAUACAAUGAUCAGAUCAUAAACAAGAAAGUACCAUUGACUCCUGAUUCUUGUCAUGAUUAUGAAUAAAACAUGAAAAUACCUGGCAUUUGAGAAAUUUGGUUAAAAAAGCAAAUUGACAAGUACCAUUUGUUUCUGCUUUGGAGCUUUUCUUUUUUUCUUUUUCAUAACUUUAGUUUUUUUUUAUGUACAAUUUAAUUGAUUUUUGCAAUAAAGGCUUUUAUACACUAUGCAAAUAAACUCAAAAAACUUU